AUGCUCUCGUAUCGCGCCUGGCAGCGCACGCUGGCGGUGCUGAAGUUCAGCUACAAGGUCCGCCCUUACAUUUUCGCCAGCGACAACAACUGCGCUGGGCAGUGGUGCUUCUUCGAACCCUGUGAGGAAUUCUGCCCAACCGAACUGUGCUUCGACGCACGGAUCGACUGGGUGAUUGAUGGGAAGGAGGUGGUCCCCAUCUACGUAGGCAAUUCGAAGGCUUCCGUGGAUGGCGGGGUGUAUUUGGAGUAUGGCUGCGACCGUGAGCCUCCCGGCACGUGGCCAGAAGCCCUUGAGCGAGCCUUCCAUGUGACCCUGACGGUCGGUUGCUUGGCCAUGCGCAUCGCCAUGGAGCUCUUAUGUGCUGCCGCGGAUGCCAACAUACUGGAGAUCAGCCGAUCUCUAUCCCGGAUCACGAUGGCUGCGGUGAUGGCCACGAUUUCCGCCGAUUGUGACGACUCGUGGACACUGUUCUUUCGGCCAGCGACUCUGUGGCACUUCCUGUCCAUCGCACAUGAUACUGCUGGCAGCAUCUCCACAGUAGACGAAGCUGGAUCAACAGAUCCGGGGGCACCGCAGCGAGCUCGUAGCUGGUUUACCAAUGCCUGGGCAUUGGCGUCGGAACGCAGCUCCCUGAGAUGGGAUGGGCCAGAGCUAGCGGUGUGCCCGGUGCAGCUGGAGCACGGUGCGACACUCUCCUGCCGCGGUCUGGAGCUGUCUGCAGCCAGUCGCCAUGUGCAAGUCCGCCGGGGAUUCUUGCGGUCGUGCAUGAGCGCGCUGAGAUAUGGCUUCGAGUCGAAGCCCGCCGAACUGGGCGUGGACUGCAGCAGCCGAACCCUGGUGAUGCUGCCCCAUGCAGACCUCGUUGGCCACCUGAUCAACGGCGUGCAGUGGUUUAUGCCCCUGGUGAGGGCCAUCUUCCACGAUCAGAGGCGGCCAUCCAAUGUGACAUUGGUGGUGGUGGACCACGGAUGGAUCAGUGAAGGCCUCGGAAAGCCGAAGUUCGCCACCAUGGCCUACGAGUCGCGUGCCAAGCCCGGCUUCUUUGCUACAGCCUCCCCCGAUUUUCCCUGCGAUGUUA
Molecule: messenger RNA, 1081 nt
Organism: Symbiodinium necroappetens
Lineage: Eukaryota; Dinophyceae; Suessiales; Symbiodiniaceae
Source: the annotation of a GenBank genome assembly